CAUUGUGCACCGUUGUCACUUUGGUUUUGUGACUCGAUAUGAGCAUUUGAAGGGUCGUUCUCUUUGAACUCUUUCUCGUCUCCUGAAGAAACCAUUGCGAUCGGUUGGAAGAUAUACUUGCCAGGCGGCGCGCGUGUGACUUUGAGAAAUAUAUAUCUAUGACAUGAGCGUAUAUUCCGUACUUAUAUAUCAACAGCCGACCUUCUUUCGGCACAGACAUCUGGACUAAGAGGACAAGCUCAGCCGUAACAUUACAAGCAUACUUCUCCCCCGCAUUUUCCCCUGGCGCUCAGCCGGGUACUCGUCACUGAGUCCAGCUCCAUGGAACUGGUCCUCUUUUGGUCAACCUGGCCGGCCAGCUUGACGAAUGCUUUCCUCCUCUCAGAGCCAUCAUCUGACUCGUGGAACAUCAAAAUAAUAGUCUCCCAGCUAAACGAAGGAAACUCCCGCGGUUAUAUAGCCAAUAGUGGCUUCAGUCUAUUUCGCAGCCGAAUUUGCCAUGGAACAUCGGCAAGCGAACUUUGGGUGGUGGGCGAUCCUUCAUCCCCCCGCACCCCGCAUUCUUGGCGACGAGAAGAGCGAACCCAUCCGGCGCCGUCCCAGGAGAAUACCGAGACGAUCAUCCGAGCCUUCUUCUAGUACCGCGGAUCAUGCACUUCUUGUUUGUCCAUUGCAAUUUGCCAUGUCUCUUGUCUCCGACGACGUGUGACGUUCCCAGAGUUCUGAAUAGUUGAAAAUUUAAAUAGACAUCGACGGGUAGGUGGCGACGAAUGUGGCUUCCUCUCACACCCGGGUUUAUCAUUUAAAGCGCGAAGGGGCGCACCUCACGACAUUGAGCUUUCAUACCAGUACACGACAGUAUGGAAGUUGACGACUUCAACCAGUUAGCAGACUUUGUCUUCGACCAGUCGAGCCCUGAAUCAGGCGACGAUGAGAUACAGGAGCGUCGUCCUUCUCAGGACGGCGACACUGCUCCUCACAGUACUCAUGAUGUAGCUCCCAGUGGCCGGAUUAUCCGGCGGAGGGCAAGAAAGGCUUGCGUUGCGUGUCACAAGAGGAAAGUUCGGUGCGAUGUCAUGAGUAGAGGAAAUACCUGUACGAAUUGUCGCCUUGAUGGAAUUACAUGCGUGAUCCGCGCAGGGAAGAGAGUACGUCUGAAGCCUUUAGAACCUGUUGAUGGAGCUCCAGGCUUUCCUCCAAUCGAGAUCUCAGGGACGAACCGACCACCUCUUGACGAUAUGUCCACAAACAUAUCACCAUUCGCAGCAGUCGCAGACAAAGCGCGAGCUCCGAACACUCCAUUUUCCUCGGGAAUCAAUCCAUUUUCAAAUUAUGCAUCCAAUUCAAAUCUCCAUCCGGAUAUGAUUUAUUCGUAUUUCGAUUUCCUGGAGGCGGAGACGCUUUCCCAUAUUGCGCCAGAAGACUUCAAGUUCUUAGAAUACAAAGGGUGUUUUCAUCUCCCAGCAAGACCAAUACUAGAUGAUCUUGUUAGAGAGUAUUUUCUGCAUGUCCACCCCGUGCUACCGAUCAUUGACGAAAAAGCUUUCUGGGAAAUGUAUUUUCCUCGAGAGGGAAACGGGAAGCGUGCUAUGCACCAGAAAAUACCAUUGUUCGUCUUCAGAGCUAUGUUAUUCGUGAGCUGUGGUUUUAUAUCAGAUCAGACUGUUCGUCAGUUGGGAUUUCAGACGAACGUUGAAGCGCGAACAUGCUUUUAUCGCCGCGCGAAGUUGCUUCACGAUUUUGAUACAACAUCUGAUUUAAUAGCACUAUCCCAGGGAGCAUUACUUUUGACAUAUUAUUCAUCAGAGCGUGAAGCCAUGUCGAACACUUCAUGGCUGCGUCUCUCAAUUCAAUUUGCGAACGCCGCAAAUGUAUCCAUGUACUACCAGGAUUGUACACUUUCAGCAGAAGAGAAACUCAUCAGAAAAAGACUUUGGUGGUGCAUCAUCUUACGGGACAGAAUUCUUCCUCUCGGUGUGCGUCGCUGCAUUCAAAUUACAAGAGACAAUUUUGAUUUCACUCAAUCGCGGCUUUCUGAGGAAGAUCUCGAGCCGGAGUUCAGAAGUUCCUGUGUUUAUGAUGCAGAAACGAAACGGGAACUAGCACAAGUGUUCUUGGUACAAUUAGACCUUGCGGUGGAGUUAACGGAUACGCUUUCACAUGUGUAUCCAGCCAAUGGAUUCCGGUCAUUCGACAAGCUGGACUACAAUGAUGUUAUGUCAAUGCCGAGGAAGAUGGAGAUAUGCCAAGACCGUCUUGAUGAGUGGCAUGCUCGAUUUGUCGAGUGGGUCGUGCCGGGGGAUUGGUCAAAGAAGCACAAGUCGGUCAUACUUUACAGUGGCUUGACCUCCAUCUACUUCCAAUCUGCGAAAGCAGCACUUUACCAACUGGAAUCCUUCAUGCUGCAAGGGGAUGACACGAGAAACCAUGACGUACGCAUGAAACACCUUGGGAGCGCCCUUCACAUGUCAGUAUCAAGCAUAUCGGAAACAGUCCGGGCAUUCAUUCAACUAGAUAUUGCGAAGUAUCUCCCCGUGAGCGCUGUCGCCUACUUGGCUCUUCCAAUCAUCCUAAAUUCCAUUGACUUGCAGACUCUAUCAACGGCCAAUACCAGGGCAGAAGGUAAACGACGACAACUGCGGCUUCUGAACGAAGCCAUGGAUCUAUGUAAAGAUCGCUAUACUGGAGCCACGGUAGUCAAAAAUGUGGUCACUAGAUCGAUCGAAGCGGCACGCUCAGAAAAGAAUGUUAUCGAAGGUAACUCGAAAUCCUUGACUCGGACUUCUUCGGCGCUUCAAGACUGGCUGGACGUGUUCAUCAGCUCCCCGGUCUCGUUUCUCCGCAUAUCCUUCGGCAUAGACAUGUCGCUAGCAGUCGGGCGAUAUCCAACCACCGAGGACCUUCCUCGUCGGCUGUCGUUACAUGGCCAACUACUUCCCAGCAAGUCGAUUCCGCAGUCACUUAUGCCUGCUCCUGAAAACGUAGCUACGGACGAAAGCUCUGUGGAGGAAGCUACCCUGCUGGAGCCUACACGUAAUAGCUAUCUCGAUUAUUUUGAUUUGGGUCAAUCUCAGACGGAAAGUAGACCGAGUACGAGUCCUUGGAGUGGUAAGCAUGUUGAUAGGAUUUUGGAGGAGGUCCUCGGUGGUGGGGAGAGAUUCUGGGCUUCAGAUACGGGGUCCACGUAAUUUUGCUUUCUCUUUGUCUAUGUUUCAAUUCGUUGUGGCCACUUGUACUGGCAACAUGUACGGGAUUUAGAAUAUUGAGAGGCGCUCUCAGGCGUCAUAGACUUGUUCGAGGGCGCUGUCAGUUCUGGUCGGGAUCGCUCUGUCACAAC
This is a messenger RNA of Cadophora gregata, 3337 nucleotides long. RefSeq lists its product as uncharacterized. Gene Ontology annotation, biological process: regulation of DNA-templated transcription; DNA-templated transcription. The record is from RefSeq and is a predicted model, not a curated record. The transcript is spliced from 8 exons. Gene Ontology annotation, molecular function: DNA-binding transcription factor activity, RNA polymerase II-specific; zinc ion binding; DNA binding. The coding region runs from base 861 to 3188 and encodes 775 amino acids. NCBI's taxonomy places the organism in Eukaryota, Fungi, Ascomycota, Leotiomycetes, Helotiales, Ploettnerulaceae.